Molecule: messenger RNA, 507 nt
Organism: Lactuca virosa
Lineage: Eukaryota; Viridiplantae; Streptophyta; Magnoliopsida; Asterales; Asteraceae
Source: the annotation of a GenBank genome assembly
AUGGACAACUCCAAAGACCAAGGCAGCAAGAUCGCCAACACCGAUGAAAACCCUAGCAGCAAUACUCAAUCACCUGUUGAUUCUUCCCUUAUUCCUGCUGUCGCUGUAGAAAAUGGCAAUCCAAACCGCCCUUCUGCGGCUCCUAGAACUCCCUUUACCAAUCUAAGUCAGGUCGACGCUGAUCUUGCCUCGCUCGUGGAGUUUGAGGGAAAGGGCAUAUAUGAUGUUGAAAUGAAUGGCGAUGGGAGUGACCAUGAGAGUUGGGAAACAGGAAGUUAUGUGCAUGAUGAUGAUGAUGAUGAAUUUGAUCAUCACAACAGUGAAUAUGAGGGUUCUGAAGCCAAUGAAGAAGAAGAAGAUGCAUUUGAUGUCCAUGCUCAUCUUGAUCUUGGAUCUGGAGAGGAGGAUAGAAGUAACCACGGUGUUGAAUUAGAUCCUGCUUCUUUCCCGGAUGAUGAGUCAUAUGCAAGAGCUUUACAAGAUGCUGAAGAUCAAGAUGGCUGCUAG